Molecule: messenger RNA, 1835 nt
Organism: Loa loa (African eye worm)
Lineage: Eukaryota; Metazoa; Nematoda; Chromadorea; Rhabditida; Onchocercidae
Exons: 13
Coding region: 86-1822 (578 amino acids)
Biological process (GO): amino acid transport; transmembrane transport
Cellular component (GO): plasma membrane
Molecular function (GO): amino acid transmembrane transporter activity
Source: RefSeq, a predicted model, not a curated record
UUUCAGCAUGUUCACUGAUAUGUUUUUUGCAAAUUCUACAUCUUAUCGGUGUUAACAUACACAGAAAGUUCCAUCACACAUAACAAUGGUCACUAUUCGAAAAUGUUUCUUCCGUUUAAAGACGACUAAGAAUGUGAUGGAAACACGACUGAAACGAUGUCUCACAAUAACCGAUAUUACUCUUCUUGGUGUUGGCCAUAUGAUUGGAGCCGGUAUAUAUGUUUUGACCGGUUCUGUGGUGCGCAAUGUCGCAGGACCUUCCAUUGUGAUAUCGUUUGCAUUGGCUGGAUUUGCAUCGCUUCUCUCUGCAUUGUGUUACGCGGAAUUUGGCGGAAGAUUUCCAAAAGCGGGGAGUGCCUACACUUAUGUAUACAUUGGUGUCGGUGAACUGUGGGCAUUUAUUGUUGGAUGGAAUAUCAUUCUUGAACACAUGCUUGGAGCUGCAGCGGUGGCUCGAUCAUGGUCUGGCUGUUUGACAUCUCUAAUUGACAACUCUCUCAGAAAUUCAAGCAUCGUUACCGUCAGACAUUUUGAUAAGUCAUUCUUCGUCGAUUCGCCAGAUUUGAUCGCAUUUUUAGCAGUGAUAGCAGUUGCAGUAUUUACUGGUUUUGGCUCAAAGACAUCCACUAAUUUCAAUUCUUUGUUCACAGUAAUUAACAUGCUGGUUAUUGUAUUUGUGGUCUGUUAUGGGUUCACAUUCGCAGACUUUGCACAUUGGUCUGUUUAUGAAGUUGACACUGGUAAAUCUUCCUUUUUUCCAUACGGUAUUGGUGGUACAUUUGCUGGAGCUGCGAAUUGUUUUUUCGCUUAUAUCGGUUUUGAUGGCUUAGCAACUGCUGGAGAAGAAGCUUCUGACCCAGCUCGAACAAUACCUUUAGCAACGUUUAUCUCGAUGUCUAUCGUAACAGUGGCCUAUAUUCUCAUGGCUUCAGCACUAACUUUAAUGGUUCCAUUUUGGGAGGUAAAUCCUACAGCAGCAUUUUCGGAUGCAUUUGCAAGUUGUGGGGCAACUUGGGCAAAAUAUAUUGUUUCUGUUGGAGCUAUGUCAGGCAUGACCACAAGUCUGAUUGGUUCUAUGUUCGCUCUUCCACGAUGUGUUUAUGCAAUGGCUGAAGAUGGGCUGAUAUUUAAAACUUUUGGACAAGUUAACGAUAAAACUCAGGUGCCACUGAAAGCCGUAAUUGUUUCCAGUGCUAUUACUUCGGUAAUAGCAUUUCUAUUUGAUAUUGAGACUCUGGUGGAGUUUCUAUCGAUCGGUACUCUUCUUGCUUAUACGAUUGUUUCCGCCUGUGUCAUUGUUCUCCGAUAUCGUCCAACUCUCAAUGAAAAUAAUAUUAUUGAAGGAAGUGGAGGUCGGGUAAAAUCCUGGAUCCCAGGAUACCGCUGGCUUAACAUUUUGAAACCAGGAAGACUCGUACUGUGGUGUGUUUUCACAAUGACAUUUGCUAAUGCCGGUAUAAGUAUCGUUUUUGCGACAUUUGCGCAUACUCUAUUUGGUUGGAUAUUUAUAUUCAUUUUUGGGAGUAUCGCUGCAAGUGCAUUCAUUUUAAUCUGUGCACAUCAUCAAAAUGAUGAGCAGAUUUCAUUCAGGGUACCACUGGUUCCUCUUAUACCAGCAACUAGCGUACUUAUCAACAUCUUUCUGAUGUUCCAUUUGGCUUCGGUGACUUGGAUCCGGCUUGGCAUUUGGCUAAUUGUCGGACUUGCCAUUUAUGGGUUCUACGGCAUUAAACAUAGUCGCGAAGCGCAACCGGGCUCUGAAUCAAUCACAGAAAGCACGACAUAUGAAAGUAUGGCCACCAUCACAAUGCCGCAGUUGUGAAAAAGUUCGCCUG